AUGACUGACCUGACUGCCUCUGACACGGAGGCGGAUGACGCAGCCGAUGCCCGGGCCGUUCGACAGCAGGUCCUCGCGUUUGGUCAGGGCCCCGCGCCGCCCGGCAGCAGCGGAGUGGGCACGACGACGCCAGCUGCAGCGGCGGUCGCCGAGACAUCCUUCAGCGCGGUGGACGAAAUCCGCGGACGUGCAUCGACGACCUUCCGUCCAACGACGCUGGAGCAGCAGAUACACAAUGCUAUCGGUCACCCGGACCACCAAGGUAAGGAUGCUCAAUGUAUUCUCGAAUGUGCUCAGCAGGCUCGUGAAACCCGCUUUCGUGCUGCUCAUCCAAUUCUCCGCGGCGCGUUCGAUUUUGGGUUCCACAUUCGCGGUCUUUCGGUUAUGCACUUUGCCCACGAAUCACGCAUUUCGACAAUGGAGGCGAGCGGGGCGGUGGUCAACAUGACGGAUUUCUCUAGGAAGAACGGUCUGCAGCCCGCGGCGGCCGAGCCGUCCUAUACCGGGCUGCUCGAGGCGCUCACGAGUUUGCGCCACUUCGGACGCAAGUUUUACAACGCCGCCACGGUGGACGUGCUGAACGCCGCCAUCACUUUCAUCGAGGAAUUCGCCGAUGGUGGCGACCCGGACCGCGAGACGACCAAGCGCCUUCUGCUGUGGAUCAACAUGAAGCUGGGCAAGUUUCGUGGGCUGGUCAUCUCGGUGGGGCUAGCGGCUGCCGUCCGCGUCACUGACGAGUUUACGCUUCAAGACUCACUCCUCUCGGAGCUGCUGUACAAUCUACAGAAGGCCAAGUUGGACAAGCUGACAGCGAUGAUCGAGGCGCAGCAGCACCCGUCGCCGAAGGUCCGCUCGAAGGGCAAGGAACACCAACUGGCGAAGCUCACAGGAAGAAUCCCCAAGUCGGUGGCGCGAGGUCUGCCCAAGCAAGGUUCGCAGCAACUUUGUCUCAAGCACCUGUCCAAGAUGGGGUGCAGCGGCAACGGCACACCCGGGCAGUGCUUCGCGAAAGGGCGAGCCCACUUUCGCCCUACGGCCUUGUCGAGUGAGGCCAAGGACCACAUCAAGCAGCACUUCGGAGGUCUCGCGCCGGAAUUCGCCGAUCUCUGA
Phytophthora sojae is the source of this 1110-nucleotide messenger RNA. RefSeq lists its product as hypothetical. The transcript has a single exon. The record is from RefSeq and is a predicted model, not a curated record. Bases 1 to 1110 code for a protein of 369 amino acids. NCBI's taxonomy places the organism in Eukaryota, Oomycota, Peronosporomycetes, Peronosporales, Peronosporaceae.